Culex pipiens pallens (northern house mosquito) is the source of this 926-nucleotide messenger RNA. It is a transcript of the gene Rpb7, whose product is annotated as DNA-directed RNA polymerase II subunit RPB7. The transcript has 3 exons. The coding region runs from base 150 to 671 and encodes 173 amino acids. Gene Ontology annotation, cellular component: P-body; RNA polymerase II, core complex. NCBI's taxonomy places the organism in Eukaryota, Metazoa, Arthropoda, Insecta, Diptera, Culicidae. Gene Ontology annotation, molecular function: translation initiation factor binding; single-stranded RNA binding; single-stranded DNA binding. The record is from RefSeq and is a predicted model, not a curated record. Gene Ontology annotation, biological process: positive regulation of translational initiation; positive regulation of nuclear-transcribed mRNA poly(A) tail shortening; transcription initiation at RNA polymerase II promoter.
GCACUCAUUUCUGUUACUUCAUUUGAUGGCAACACUUGCACGUUGAAAUGACAAGUGUCAAAGUUCAUCUCAAAACAAACGCCGAAGCGGCAUUUUACAAGCCCAGCAGAUUUUCCAGGCUUUGAAAAGAAUUUUAUUAAAAUAACAUCAUGUUCUACCACAUAUCCCUGGAACACGAAAUCCUGCUUCACCCGCGCUACUUCGGUCCGCAGUUGAUCGAAACCGUCAAGCAGAAGCUGUACACGGAGGUGGAGGGCACCUGCACGGGCAAGUACGGGUUCGUGAUAGCGGUCACCACGAUCGACGACAUCGGUUCCGGUGUGAUUCAACCGGGCCAGGGCUUCGUGGUGUACCCGGUCAAGUACAAGGCCAUCGUGUUCCGGCCGUUCAAGGGCGAGGUGCUGGACGCGGUCGUGACCCAGGUCAACAAGGUUGGAAUGUUUGCGGAGAUUGGCCCGCUGUCGUGCUUCAUCUCGCAUCACUCGAUUCCGGCGGAUAUGCAGUUCUGUCCGAACGGGAACCCGCCGUGCUACAAGUCCAAGGACGAAGACGUGGUGAUUGCGCUCGAGGACAAGAUCCGGCUGAAGAUUGUCGGUACCAGGGUGGACGCCACGGGAAUUUUUGCGAUCGGAACACUUAUGGACGACUAUCUCGGACUGGCUUGUAGUUAAAUUAAGAUUAGGCAUUUUUAAUUGUAACAAAGAACGAUAUUUCCACGUUUGUCUAAUAAUGAAAGCUAACUUUUAAGGUAAAAAAAAUCGCUUAUUCCGGUAGACUGUAGAGAAAUCCCUCACUGAAAAUUACAACAAGUUUUUCCAAAAAGUUCAACAGAAUUGCGUUGCAACGUCUAACUUGGCUGGCUCAAAUUACGCACAACCAAUAAGCAGUCGUGGCCGAGCGGUUAAGGCGUCUGACUAGAAAUCAGA